UCUGUGACUGCGGCAGACCCCGAGCAGGCUACCCCCUACCUGCGCCCUCUGCUCCGGUUCGCGGCAGCCCAUGUCCCGGCUCGGAAGCACAAGGAAACGCCGCUGUACAUCCUGUGCACGGCGGGAAUGCGAUUGCUGCCCGAGCGGCAGCAAGCUGCAAUCCUGGAGGACCUGGUGAGAAAUGUGCCCCUGGAGUUUGAUUUCCUCUUCUCCAAAUCACAUGCAGAAGUGAUCUCAGGGAAACAGGAAGGUGUCUAUGCUUGGAUUGGCAUCAACUUUGUCCUGGGACGGUUUGAUCACGAGGACGAGGAGGAUGCAGUGGUCACCGUAGCACUAGGGGACCAGGGGAAGUCCCUGGUUCGGAAACGAACGGUUGGGAUCCUAGACAUGGGAGGUGCCUCCCUGCAGAUUGCCUAUGAAGUGCCCGACUCCGGCGCCAUCUCCUCCCCACAGCAGGAGGAGGCUAAGAGCUUGCUGGCAGAAUUCAACCUGGGCUGUGAUGUGCAGCACACUGGCCACAUGUACCGUGUCUACGUCAACACCUUCCUGGGCUUCGGGGGCAAUUUUGCCCGGCAGCGCUAUGAGGAGCUUGUGCUGAACCAAACCUAUGAGCACAACCGCCUGCACAGCCAACAGACAGGGCUGAGCUCCAAGAUGCCCUUCCUGGACCCUUGCUUGCCUGUGGGACUGGAGGACACAGUGGCAAAGGGUGGCCAAACCCUGUAUGUGCGGGGACGAGGGGACUGGCAGGCCUGUGCGAAGUUGCUGCAGCCCCUCCUGGCAGGGUCCAAUGGCAGCCAGGCCUCCCAAAAAAAAGCACCCAUCGACUUCAGCAACAGCGAGUUUUAUGGCUUCUCUGAGUUCUUCUACUGCACUGAGGAUGUGCUGCGCCUGGGGGGCCAAUACAAUGCCCCUACCUUCACCUCUGCUGCUCAGGAGUACUGCAGCCAGCGGUGGGAGGUGCUGACCCAGCGUUUCCGUGGUGGCCUCUACUCUGCCCACGCUGACCAGCACCGGCUGAAAUACCAGUGCUUCAAAUCAGCCUGGAUGUACCAAAUCCUUCAUGAGGGCUUCCAGUUCCCGCUGGACUACCCUAGCCUGCGCACAGCCCAGCUGGUGUACGACCGGGAGGUGCAGUGGACGCUGGGAGCCAUCCUCUACAAGACCCGAUUUCUGCCACUCAGGGAUCUCCGUCAGGAGAGCAUCCGGCAGGCACACACCUCCUGGCUGCGUCUCUCUUUUGUCUACAACCACUAUAUCUUCUUCGCCUGCAUCCUGGUCGUAGUGUUGGCCAUAGUCCUCUACCUCCUGCGGCUGCGCCGCAUCCAUCGCCGGCAGCUGCGCUUGGCCCAGCACUCGCUGCUCUGGCUGGACAAGGUGGUGGUGCCGCUGGGCCAGGGAAACGUGCCAUGA
Messenger RNA from Acanthisitta chloris (rifleman), 1413 nucleotides. It is a transcript of the gene ENTPD7, whose product is annotated as ectonucleoside triphosphate diphosphohydrolase 7. The annotation marks the transcript as partial. The record is from RefSeq and is a predicted model, not a curated record. NCBI's taxonomy places the organism in Eukaryota, Metazoa, Chordata, Aves, Passeriformes, Acanthisittidae. The transcript has 9 exons. Gene Ontology annotation, molecular function: nucleoside diphosphate phosphatase activity. Gene Ontology annotation, biological process: nucleoside diphosphate catabolic process. Gene Ontology annotation, cellular component: membrane.